AUUUGGUCGAAAACCAUGUUUUUUCUCUUGUUUAUUAUUGCUGAUUCUCGUUGUAUUCAUCACGGCAUGUGCUCCAGUAUACGCUGUGUUUGCUGUGGGUCAGUUUUUCAUUGGGUUUCUAUCAGUUGGACUAUUUACCGUUGCAUUUGUUCUCGGUUUAGAGCUGGUUGGACCUGGUAAGCGUGACCUUGCUGGUAUGGUUAUACUCAUUUUCUAUGCAUGUGGAUACAUGAUGUUAGCUGUCUUCUCAAAAGCAGUCAACGGCAACUGGCGUCAGCUUGAGCUAUUAAUAGCAAUUCUUUACAUUCCGUUUUUCUCGUACUAUUGGCUAGUUCCCGAGUCUGUUCGAUGGUUGAUGCAGCAGGGAAGAUACCAACACGCAGAAAACAUUCUUCAAAAAGCUGCGAAAAUGAAUAAAGUUACAUUACCUGAAAAUAUUUUUGAGGAAGAAAAAAAGGCUCAAGAUACACUUCGGGAGGAACAAGAAAAAGGACAA
Molecule: messenger RNA, 496 nt
Organism: Saccoglossus kowalevskii
Lineage: Eukaryota; Metazoa; Hemichordata; Enteropneusta; Harrimaniidae
Product: organic cation transporter protein-like
Biological process (GO): transmembrane transport
Cellular component (GO): membrane
Molecular function (GO): transmembrane transporter activity
Source: RefSeq, a predicted model, not a curated record